GCCGGACACUCCUUAUUUCGGUUUUACAUUAAAAAGAGGGAGGCUCUGGAGCUGUGCUAGGUUGCUGCCUUGCAGUGUAAAUUGCUACCGGGGCUGUGAAUGGUGUUAGUUUCUCAAGUGGGCGCCUCCAAAUAAACCGAGGUAACGGAGGCAUCAGAGGGACACCUUACACUAGGCCACCCGGCAGAGAGCAGCCACUGCCUGGCCCGCUGAGGAGGUUCGGAUCCGCUGCAAGGGGCACUCCAGAAAUUGAGUAGAGCAACCUCAGGCGAGCUCCCUGAGUGUUCCUGUAUAAUCGUGUUUUGCAUUGCAUAAAGAACCAGACGCACCCAGUUGGUGGUUUUGGGUUCCUACCAGCCGUGGAUGUCUUUGCCAUUAUGACCGCAGAGGAUUCCACCGCAGCCAUGAGCAGUGACCCCGGCGCCGCCGUGGCCUUGGCCAAGGUGCCCGAGGGCGUGGCGGGCGCGCCCAACGAGGCGGCGCUGCUGGCGCUGCUGGAGCGCACGGGCUACAGCAUGGCGCAGGAGAACGGGCAGCGCAAGUACGGCGGCCCCCCGCCCGGCUGGGACGGGCCGCACCCGCAGCGCGGCUGCGAGGUCUUCGUGGGCAAGAUCCCGCGCGACGUGUACGAGGAUGAGCUGGUGCCCGUGUUCGAGGCGGUGGGCCGCAUCUACGAGCUGCGCCUCAUGAUGGACUUCGACGGCAAGAACCGCGGCUACGCCUUCGUCAUGUACUGCCACAAGCACGAGGCCAAGCGCGCCGUGCGCGAGCUCAACAACUACGAGAUCCGCCCGGGCCGCCUGCUCGGCGUGUGCUGCAGCGUGGACAACUGCCGCCUCUUCAUCGGCGGCAUCCCCAAGAUGAAGAAGCGCGAGGAGAUCCUGGAGGAGAUCGCCAAGGUCACCGAGGGCGUGCUCGACGUCAUCGUCUAUGCCAGCGCGGCCGACAAGAUGAAGAACCGCGGCUUCGCCUUCGUGGAGUACGAGAGCCACCGCGCGGCCGCCAUGGCGCGCCGCAAGCUCAUGCCCGGCCGCAUCCAGCUGUGGGGCCACCAGAUCGCCGUGGACUGGGCCGAGCCCGAGAUCGACGUGGACGAGGACGUGAUGGAGACCGUGAAGAUCCUCUACGUGCGCAACCUCAUGAUCGAGACCACCGAGGACACCAUCAAGAAGAGCUUCGGCCAGUUCAACCCGGGCUGCGUGGAGCGUGUCAAGAAGAUCCGCGACUACGCCUUCGUGCACUUUGCCAGCCGCGAGGACGCCGUGCGCGCCAUGAACAGCCUCAACGGCACCGAGCUCGAAGGCUCGUGCCUGGAGGUCACGCUGGCCAAGCCCGUGGACAAGGAGCAGUACUCGCGCUACCAGAAGGCGGCCAAGGGCGGCGGCGCCAUGGCCGAGGCGGCCGCGCAGCCGCCCAGCUACGUGUACUCGUGCGACCCCUACACACUGGCCUACUAUGGCUACCCCUACAACGCGCUCAUCGGGCCCAACAGGGACUACUUCGUGAAAGCAGGCAGCAUAAGAGGCCGAGGGCGAGGCGCAGCUGGCAACAGGACUCCAGGGCCCAGGGGUUCCUACCUCGGGGGAUACUCUGCUGGCCGCGGGAUAUAUAGCCGCUACCACGAAGGGAAAGGAAAGCAGCAAGAGAAAGGCUAUGAACUUGUGCCCAAUUUGGAAAUCUCUGCCGUCAAUCCGGUUGCCAUUAAACCGGGUACAGUGGCCAUCCCUGCCAUUGGGGCCCAGUAUUCCAUGUUUCAGGCAGCUCCGGCCCCUAAAAUGAUUGAAGAUGGCAAAAUCCACACCAUGGAGCACAUGAUCAGCCCCAUUGCGGUACAGCCAGACCCGGCCAGCGCAGCCGCUGCUGCUGCUGCCGCCGCAGCUGUCAUUCCUGCCGUGUCAACGCCACCACCUUUCCAGGGUCGCCCAAUAACUCCAGUCUACACCGUGGCUCCUAACGUCCAGAGAAUUCCCGCGGCUGGGAUCUACGGGGCCAGUUACGUUCCAUUUGCUGCUCCAGCCACGGCCACCAUUGCCACACUACAGAAGAACGCGGCAGCUGCGGCCGCCGUGUACGGGGGCUACGCGGGCUACAUACCUCAGGCCUUCCCUGCUGCUGCUAUCCAGGUCCCCAUUCACGACAUCUACCAGACAUACUGAGACUGGGGACGGGCGCGAAGACCGAGCACGAAGCCACCGCCCACGGAACACUUGACUAUUUAUGAAGAAAGCCCGUGUUGGAUUAGCACGCAUGUGAAACCUAAAAGUGAAGAAUGUUAUCAAAUCGCAUCCAGAAAUAUUUUAUAUACAUGAAGUUUUCAUGAGUUUUUUAAGACUGUUCAAUUCCGCAGGCCUGUGUUCAUACAUUUCUAAGAGACUCGCAAGUGGUUUGUGCCUUAACACCAUCUUUAUAUGCUGUACUACAUUUGUAUAGAGGUUUUUGUUUGUUGUUUUUUAAGGAUAUAUUUUCAGUAUGAAGGUUAUUUUCUUAACUUCUGCACUCCAGAGAUGUCUAUUUUGUAGUACCUUCCAUUAAUAUAUCAACUAUAUAUUAAAAAAGCACACCCAAGCAACUAGGAAACUAUUUUGAAAAAUAUCUUCAAUAUUUAAAGAUGCAAACAAUAGUGCUUUAAAAUCCUACAGAAAACAUUAUUUUAAAGGUUAUACUGGAAAGUGCAAUUUUAAAAUGAGUCAAACCUCUGUUGUAUUUCUGCUGGCAUUAAGGGUUGAUGGUGUGCCCACGUGUGCUCCACGAUGGUUCUACUUUUGAAAAGAAAUUAAACACUCAGUCUCUCCUUAA
Lepus europaeus (European hare) is the source of this 2796-nucleotide messenger RNA. RefSeq names its product RNA binding motif protein 47 (gene RBM47). The record is from RefSeq and is a predicted model, not a curated record. The coding region runs from base 378 to 2156 and encodes 592 amino acids. NCBI's taxonomy places the organism in Eukaryota, Metazoa, Chordata, Mammalia, Lagomorpha, Leporidae. The transcript has 7 exons. Gene Ontology annotation, molecular function: mRNA binding. Gene Ontology annotation, cellular component: nucleus.